AGCACAUGCUUCCGGAAUAGGGAAUAACAAGGAGACUUCCGGCGGAACUUCUUUUCUGCUCAACGUCUUGUGUGUCUUUUCUGCUCGCAGAAGAAGAAUAUGGCUUCAGUAAUAAGCACUUUUAGUAAAAACACAAUGCUGUUGAAGAGGUAAGCUGUUUUUGGUAAAGACAUCUUGCUGCUGUAGUGAUCCACUGCAAAGGAACAAAUAGAACUAAAAGAAAAAAAAUACCAGAGAAAAAAUUGCAUAUCUAACACAGAGACACAUAUCCCAAUUUGACUGAACAACAGCUAACAUGUCUCUGGUUGAUCUUGGCAAGAGACUGCUUGAUGCAGCAAAAAAAGGAGACACAGAAGAUGUCCGCAUGUUGAUGACAAAUGGAGCACCUUUCACAACUGAUUGGUUGGGCACAUCACCGCUACAUUUUGCCUCCAUGUAUGGACAUGAAGCUACAGCUGAGGUUUUGUUAAGAGCAGGAAUCAGCAGAGAUGCUAGGACCAAAGUAGACAGGACUCCUCUACAUGUGGCAGCGCAGAAUGGGCACACAAACAUUGUAGAACUUCUGAUUAAGAACCAGGCUGAUGUGGAAGCCAAAGAUAUGUUAAAAAUGACCCCACUGCACUGGGCUGUUGAAAAGGGUCAUGUUCCAGUGAUAGAAAUCUUGUUGAAGCAUGGAGCUGAUGUACACUGUGAAAACAAGUUUGACAAGUCCCCAAUAGAUGUAGCAGUGUGGAAUGGAAGAUAUGACAUAAGCCAGCUAUUGCAGACAAAACAGAUGGAGAAUGAGGGUGCCUCUACAUCUGGUGCUAGCCGUGGCAUCACGGUAUCCGAGUCUGAUGCAGCUGCUGCAGAGUUGACAGUGUCCGAGGAUGCCAUUCCCACCUCGGCCCUUGUUGAACUAGUCACAAAUCAUAACACAGGCACUGUACCCAAGACUAGCGUAUCCUCCGACCAGAGCAGCACCUCUGUGUUAGCCACCCUGGCAGCUCUGGCAGAAGCCACUGCUCCUCUCAGUGCAUCUGCAGCAGGCACCAGUGCAGCAGAAGCAUUGAACUGGUUGGAGACACAUGGUAUAACCACAGUAGCCAAUGAUCAGCCAUCAGUAGUGACAGCUAUAGAAGGAGGACAGGGAUUUGCCCUCACAGAAGCGGGCAAAUUGGCCUUAAAAUUCGUAAAACAAGGAAGCCAAGGUGGAUCGGAUGAUGAGCAGGGGGACAAACAAAUGAAAGUUAUCACCAUAGUAACAGAACAGGACGGAACAACACAGGAGAGCCAAGUAGUUGUGAUGAGAGAGGAAUCCACAGGCAAUGGCGAUGGUUCAGAUGGAGAGCCUUUAGCUAAGAAAAGUCGCUCAUCUGGAGACAGUGUGGAUGGUGAACAUGAUGCCAUAGCUAGAUGGUUACAGGGGAAACAAAGUUUUGAAACAUUGGACCAAAAUGAUCUCAGAAAACAGUUGGAAGAAGUGCAGAAACAAGCUGAGGCAUAUAAGCUGCAGCUGAAGCAGAAAGAGGAAGAAGCAGAAGUGUAUAAGAAACAGCUGAAUGAAAUAGCGAGCAAGACCCCACCAUCUUCAUGAUGUCUUCAAUUUGUAGUUAUGUGUACAAAGUUUUAAUUGUCAUGGAAGUGCUCCAACUUAUCUUAUAACUUCGAUUAAAAUGGACUGAUGAUAUCUGUUUACAUUGUACAACCAAAGGUUUUGACAUUUGGUGUGCUGAAAACUAGUUUUGAAGAUAAGUAAAUCGUUUAUUGUGUAUUUUUUUAACUAGGGCUAGUGAGGAUGUUGGAGAAUUCCACUCAGUAUAUAGUGAGGAUGUUGGAGAAUUCCACUCAAUAUAUAGUAACUGUAGUGGAACUAUAUAUGAUAGCAGUUUUUUACUCACUCCUUUAUGAAUGGUCCUGUGAUCAGGAAAAACUUGACUGAAAAUUUUGUUUAUAAGAAAGACCUGUAUGUGGCAUUAUCGAUUGGUUCAAGAUUAACUGUGCCAGACUUUGACUUGAUUUGAGAUGAUGAGUGAGAAUGGACCAUGAUUUUUUUAUAGAUUAUAUUGGCAUAAAAUGUGAUGUUGCUUUGUAUAGAGUAUUGUAAAUAUUAAAUUUUGCUGUACACCUAGGCUUAGAAUAUAAUGAAAUAUUUAUAUCAAUUGUGAAUAAGGUAUAUUUAUGGCUGUUCGGGUUACAGUCACUGUCAGAAAAGUCAAGGAAGUGUUCAUCUUUCCAUUUUGUGUUUAUCUUCAUUAUUUUCACGAUGAGCUUGUACCAUCUUUAUUGAUUGUACCAAUUGUGCCAUUUUUCAUGGGCAUGUAUAACACUUGGGUGCAAAUGAAGGUAAAUUUUGAAAAGAAAAGCAAAUUCAACACU
Messenger RNA from Lingula anatina, 2358 nucleotides. RefSeq lists its product as uncharacterized. Gene Ontology annotation, biological process: regulation of gene expression. Gene Ontology annotation, cellular component: nucleus. NCBI's taxonomy places the organism in Eukaryota, Metazoa, Brachiopoda, Lingulata, Lingulida, Lingulidae. The record is from RefSeq and is a predicted model, not a curated record. Gene Ontology annotation, molecular function: protein binding.